Messenger RNA from Arachis stenosperma, 4646 nucleotides. Its product is annotated as protein TPLATE. Lineage: Eukaryota; Viridiplantae; Streptophyta; Magnoliopsida; Fabales; Fabaceae. The record is from RefSeq and is a predicted model, not a curated record. The transcript has 7 exons. Gene Ontology annotation, biological process: endocytosis. The coding region runs from base 372 to 3851 and encodes 1159 amino acids.
GCAGUGAGCACACUUGUAAGUUUUAACUAUACAGUUUGCAACGUCCACCACCCUGGGUCACUCCCUUUCCCAGAGUUCAUCUCCGAUUCUGUGUUCAAAUUCCAGUCCGACACGGUGAAUUCAAGCUUCAACAAAUUCUUUUGAGCCUCUUCACACUCCAACACUAACCAAUUACUAUAAUUACCAACUCAACCAAACCAAACCAUUAUAUAACUCCUUUAACCUUCUACUUCCAGAGAAUCUCACAACCUUCUUACUCCCGAUUCUCACAGAGAAAAUGAUAUUCCAUUUCACUCCCUAAUCCUAAACCCCAACACUACCCAAUUCAUCUUUGGAUCUGAGCCCCUCAAUUUCUUAACCGUCCAGCGGUCAUGGACAUCCUGUUCGCCCAGAUCCAGGCGGACCUCCGCUCCAACGACGCCCUCCGCCAGUCCGGAGCCCUCCUCCAGGCUCUUCAGCAGUCCGCCGCCGGCCGUGACAUCGCCGUCAUAGCAAAAACCGCAGUCGAGGAGAUCGUCGCCGCCCCUGCCUCCGCCGUCUGCAAGAAGCUCGCCUUCGACCUCAUCCGCUCCACUCGCCUCACUCCCGACCUCUGGGAAACCGUCUGCUCCGGCAUCCGUGCUGACUUCCGCUUCCCUGAUCCUGACGUCACCGCCGCUGCCGUCUCUAUCCUCGCCGCCAUCCCUUCCUACCGCCUCGCUCGCCUCAUCGCCGAUUGCAAUAAGGAGAUCUCCGAAUGCUUCGAUUCCCCAAGCGACAAUCUCCGAUUCUCCGUCACAGAGACCCUCGGCUGCGUCCUCGCCCGCGACGACCUCGUUAUCCUCUGCGAAAACAACGUUGGACUCCUCGACAGGGUGUCCGCCUGGUGGACCCGGAUCGGCGCCAACAUGCUCGACCGGGCUGACGUCGUUUCCAAGGUCGCCUUUGACUCUGUCGGCCGCCUCUUCUCCGAAUUCAGCUCCAAGCGGAUGAGUCGCCUCGCUGGCGACAAGCUUGUUGACAGCGAGAAUUCCCUCGCGAUCAGGUCUACUUGGGUGUCCUCCAUGGUUGAUUUUGUCUGGAAGAAACGAAGGGCGCUCAUGGCGAGGUCCUUGAUCCUUCCGGUGGAGAAUUUCCGGUCCACAGUGCUCCCCAUUGUGUAUUCGGUUAAGGCUGUGGCUUCUGGCAGCGUCGAGGUUAUUCGGAAGCUGUCAAAGGCCUCCAGAGGGGCUAGUGGUGGCAGCAGCGAUCAGAUUGAUUCCAAUGCUGAGAAAUUGGUGGGUGUUUCGGAUGUCGUUACACACUUGGCACCAUUCUUGGUUUCGUCAUUGGAGCCUGCUUUGAUUUACGAGGUUGGGAUCAAUAUGCUGUAUCUGGCUGACGUACCUGGAGGGAAGACAGAAUGGGCCUCGCAGUCUAUUAUCGCAAUCCUAACGCUGUGGGACAGGCAGGAGUUUGCCUCUGCUAGAGAGAGUAUUGUUAGGGCAGUUGUUACCAAUCUUCAUCUCCUUGAUCUUCACAUGCAGGUGUCACUGUUCAAGAGGCUACUUUUGAUGGUGAGAAACUUGAGGGCAGAAUCAGAUCGGAUGCAUGCUUUGGCAUGUAUAUGUAGAACAGCUCUUUGUGUUGACCUAUUUGCCAAGGAAAGUGUCCGAAGAGGGCAGAAACCUCUGGCUGGAACUGAUAUUGCUUCUCUUUUUGAGGAUGCCAGAGUCAGUGACGAUCUUAACAGUAUUACAAGUAAAAGCAUAUUUAGGGAGGAGUUAGUUGCAUCACUAGUGGAAAGUUGCUUUCAGCUGUCCCUGCCUUUGCCUGAACAAAAUAACACGGGAAUGGAGAGCAGGGUUAUUGGAGCUUUGGCAUAUGGAACUGGCUAUGGUGCAUUAAAUUGGACGGAACCUGCUUUAGAAGUGGUGGAAGUUUGUCGGCCUUGUGUUAAAUGGGAUUGUGAUGGCCGAACCUAUGCCAUUGACUGCUACUUGAAGUUGCUUGUUAGAUUAUGUUGCAUUUAUGACACAAGGGGUGGUGUAAAAAGAGUCAAAGAUGGAGCUUCUCAAGACCAAAUUUUGAAUGAGACUAGAUUGCAAAACUUGCAACGUGAACUUGUGAAGGACUUGCGCGAGGUGACUACCCCAAGAAUAUUGGCCCGUCUUAUUUGGGCUAUUACAGAGCACAUAGAUAUAGAGGGACUGGAUCCACUCCUAGCAGAUGAUCCAGAUGAUCCUCUUAAUGUCAUUAUAUCAAAUAUUCACAAAGUUCUAUUCAAUGUUGAUUCAACUGCUGAAGCAACCAAUAGAAUUCAAGAUGUACAAGCAGUUCUAAUAUCUGCUCAGCGGUUGGGAUCACGCCAUCCUAGGGCUGGGCAGUUACUUACCAAAGAACUUGAAGAGUAUAGGAGCCAUGCUUCAGCUGAUUCUGUCAGCAAGCAUCAAUGCCGUUUUAUAUUGCAAAAAAUCAAAUAUGCUUCAAGUCAUCCAGAUUCUAGGUGGGCAGGUGUUACAGCUGCUAGAGGUGACUACCCAUUUAGCCACCACAAGUUGACUGUUCAGUUUUAUGAAGCAUCUGCUGCUCAAGAUAGAAAGUUGGAAGGAUUGGUUCACAAGGCUAUUUUAGAGGUGUGGAGACCUGACCCCAGUGAAUUAACCCUUUUCCUCACGAAAGGGUUUGAUUCUACUUUACUGAAGGUUCCUCCAACUGCAAUUACUUUGACUGGAAGCAGUGAUCCCUGCUAUGUUGAAGGUUAUCAUUUAACAGAUUCAAGUGAUGGGAGGAUUACUCUGCAUUUAAAGGUCUUAAACUUAACUGAACUUGAAUUAAAUCGGGUGGAUGUACGUGUGGGAUUGUCAGGUGCAUUGUAUUAUAUGGAUGGUUCUUCUCAAGCAGUGCGGCAGUUGCGUAAUCUUGUUUCACAGGAUCCAGUACUGUGCAGUGUGACAGUUGGUGUUUCCCAUUUUGAAAGAUGUGCCCUGUGGGUUCAAGUUUUGUAUUAUCCUUUCUAUGGUAGUGGUGCUGUCGGUGACUAUGAAGGUGACUAUGCCGAAGAGGAUCCUCAAAUCAUGAGACAGAAGAGAAGUUUGAGACCUGAAUUAGGCGAACCUGUGAUUUUGAGAUGUCUUCCUUAUAAAAUUCCAUUGACUGAGAUGCUUUUGCCCCAUCAAAUAUCGCCUGUCGAGUUUUUCCGACUGUGGCCCAGUUUGCCAGCUAUCGUAGAAUACACCGGUACAUAUACAUACGAAGGAAGUGGCUUUAAGGCAACUGCUGCCCAGCAGUAUGGCACUUCUCCCUUCUUAAGUGGACUGAAAUCCUUAUCUUCUAAGCCAUUCCACAAAGUUUGUUCUCAUAUUAUCCGCACAGUAGCAGGGUUUGAGUUGUGUUAUUUUGCUAAAACAUGGCACGGUGGCUUCUUGGGCAUGAUGAUUUUUGGUGCCAGUGAAGUGAGUAGAAAUGUCGACUUGGGUGACGAGACAACAACAAUGCUGUGCAAGUUUGUUGUGCGAGCAUCAGAUUCAUCUAUCACCAAGGAGAUUGGAUCAGAUCUUCAGGGCUGGUUGGAUGAUCUUACAGAUGGGGGCGUGGAGUAUAUGCCUGAAGAUGAAGUGAAAGCAGCUGCUGCUGAGAGGCUUAGGAUAUCAAUGGAAAGGUUAGCAUUGUUGAAGGCGGCCCAACCACGAAAGACUGCAAAAUCUGAUGAUGAGGAGAGCGAAGAUGAUGACAGGAAAGAAAAGAAAGAUGGCGAGGAUGAUGACAAAAAGAAGGGACCUUCAACGCUGUCGAAGUUAACCGCCGAGGAAGCUGAGCAUCAUGCUCUUCAGGCAGCAGUGCUACAGGAGUGGCAUAUGCUAUGCAAGGAUAGAACCACUGAAGUUAACUAACAUUUUUAUGUUACAUUAUUUUUUGCGUUUUUUGUUUCUUUUUGUUCUUCCUCUGGGUUGCCCGACAAAUGAGUGAGUAUAUUCAGUGUUCCCUGAUUCCAUUUUAGAUGCACCAAUCAGGUAGAAGUAGAAGUUUGCUCGAGAAAUUGUUGACUGUAUUCCUUUGUUACCUUUUCCACCACAUCUUGAGGAAAGUGCUUUGUAUAUGUACCGGCUAUUGUUUGCUUUGAGAAGAUGUAGAAAUGUUACUAGUGUAUUUUUCUUUUAUUUAAAUGUAUUCACAUGUUAAAAUGAUUUUGUAUUCAGAAUUUCAGAUUCAUUCAUGUUGGAAAUCUAUAUUAUUGUGGUAUAACUAUCAUAUUUGUCAAUAAGAUUUCCUAUGUGGUAUGCCAAUCCGGCCUGUGUCAAGUGAAGGCCAGGAUUAGAGUGAAUAAUGAUCUAAAUCUGUGCUUUUGAAUAAGGGCCUCAAUAAAAAUAUUACUCCUUCACAUUGAGUUUUUGAUAUUAUGUUGAGAUAGUAACACCUGACUUUUCUGGCUACACAGACCAGACUUUUGGCUACAUUUGGUUCAUAUUUCCUCGAAUAAUGAUCUCUGAAUCCUAUAUUCCUUAGCAUGUACAUCAACAAUUACUAAAUUUUGAAUUGGCUUCCUAAGUUCAAUUGAAAGGUUGAGUUAGAUGACUUGUGAUGAUGAAGCAACAAUUACAUAUCUCAGAAGGAGGAGCUUGCCGAAACUGACAAGGCGGAUAAGAUAUCCAUCAGAACAAGAUCGAGAGGGAGAAGGACUAGCCAAA